Molecule: messenger RNA, 2062 nt
Organism: Sesamum indicum (sesame)
Lineage: Eukaryota; Viridiplantae; Streptophyta; Magnoliopsida; Lamiales; Pedaliaceae
Product: F-box/LRR-repeat protein At4g14103
Molecular function (GO): protein binding
Source: RefSeq, a predicted model, not a curated record
CUACUUUAGUCCCAAUCAAAUCCAUAUCUAUCGUCUGCUUUUCAUUCUUUAAGACAACUCAACCUCAAAAGCCCUAAUUCAACACAUAUAAUCUCACUGGAGAUGGAGGCAAUCCCAGAAAAACCCUUGAAUCCAUCCAUGGAAAUUUUUCGGACACUUUUCCGCACACGUAGACCAACAGGCUGGCCGAAUAUACGGAGAAAGUUGGUGGAAUUUAGGUUCCGGGAGACGCUUCCAAACUCUGCCGCUUCGAAAGUCACCUCCUUUUCUCUUUCAUGCAUCAGCAAACCGAGCAUUUAUAGCAGCCGAGUGAAGGGUUUUUCAUUCGCUUCUCAGUGCAAGAAAUCCCUGCAAGGCCUUCAGUUUCAUCUCCCAGGUUCAAUUUAUCUGUUUCCUUGCUGCAAUUUGGUUGCUUGUUGUUUCAGUCUUGUUUCUUGAUUAUGGCUUCAAGCUCUUUCAACUCUGCCAAAUGCAUGAAAACCGUUAAAAAUUCGCAUGCGCGUGUUAGGGAUAAGGUCCCGGAUGUUAGUGUUGAUGAAAACAGUGAAAAUAAGGUUGACAGGAUCAGCAGUUUGCCUGAUUCAAUGAUCUGCCAUAUUUUAUCCUUCCUCCCCACAAAAGAUGCAGCAGCCACCUCCAUGCUGUCUACCAAGUGGAAGCACAUUUUCCCCUUAACACCUAAUCUUAAACUUGAGUUCGAUGACAGUCGCAUGAGAAAAGAUCUGUUUGCAAGUUUUGUGGAUAAAGUCUUGCAUGUUGAUUUACGUGAUACCACCCAUGUGCAUGCAAUAAAGCUUUGGUGUAGGGGAGAGUACAAGGAUCGGCUCAAGUCUUGGAUUAGUGCGGCCGUGAGACUUAAUGUGCAAUCCCUCGAUUUCAACUUCUUGAUCCAGUCUCCGAGGUGGUUUGCUAAGGAGAUUAGCAAAUGCACUCGAUUAACGACUCUGAAACUAACCAAUUCUCCUAUCUGUGUCCUGGAGUCACUUUCCUUGCCUACUCUCAAACUUCUCAAUCUUGAAUUGGUCGGGUUGUUCAAUGGGACAACAAUCUCGAAUCUUCUGAGUGGUUGUCCGGUGCUAGAGGAGUUGAUCAUGGUUGAUUGCAGGGUAUAUGCACAGACUCUCAGUGUUUGUGUUCCUACUCUUAAGCGUUUUACAUUGCAAAAUUGCAUGCAUCAGGAUGCUGACAAUGGUUUCGAGGAAAUCAAAGACUUUGAGGUUGUCAUUGACACCCCUGGGCUCGAAGAGCUUUACUAUUAUGACUAUCAUGUAGCUGCAAGGUACACUGUGUGUGAGCUGAUGUUGCUACAGAAAGCUCGAAUAGAUCUCAAACCUGACCAAGAUCAAGGGGGGGAAGAAGAUGGCAUAAGUUAUAAUGUUAACGUUGCUGAACUUGUUAUGACAUGCUUAAUGGCCAGGUGUCUAUCCCUAUCUGCCCGAACAUUGCAAGCUGUUUACUGCUCUGGUCGUCUAUUAACUUUAUUUCCUAAUUUGGUACAUUUGGAUCUGGACCUUGGCGUCGUUUGCCCUCGCAUAUGGAAUCUAGUGAUACACAUUCUUCAUUGUGCACCAAACCUUGUCAUUCUUGGCAUUGAAAUGGGGCUCAGGAAAUACAAAGAGUGCAAGAAAUGUGAACUUUUAUUGGUUGAUUGGGUUCCUGACUGUGUAGCAUUAUGCUUGAGGAAGAUCUCUAUUUUGGCAUUCACCGGGACGAUACAGGAAUUCCUGUUGUUGGAGUACUUCCUAAAGCAUGCUAAAUAUUUGGGACAAAUGGUAAUCAAUAUCGAUUCCGAACUGAAGAGAGAGGAUCAAGUGUCCAUUGAGGAAAGCUUGCUAAAGUUACCACAUAGCUCAAAGAUAUGUCAAGUGGUUGUCAAGACGUCUGUUGGAGAGAAUGGAGCUAAAUAGUGUGCCUUUUAAUAUUGUGAUCCAAAAGCCAGUAUAUAUCAUUAUACUUGUUGAGAUUGUAAUUGCAACUUGGAUCUUCUCGUUUAAACUAUUUAUGUAGAAACGUAUAUCUGCUGCCAUUUUAUGUAUGAUGAUUCUGUGCUAUUACUAUUCCA